UUAGUUUCUUUAUUUUUAAAAUUAUACAAUUUUAAUUUCCUUUAUCAAUUGACUAUUUUAUGAGAACUAAAUUCUAUGAUAUUUACUGAGCUUACAAAUAAACUAAUUUAAAUUAUAAAGGAAUUUAUUUAUUUUUCUGUCUUGUCCUGUAGUCCAUGUGAACACAGGUUCAUGAUUUCUGGUUCUAGUUGUAUAUAUUAAACCAGGGGAAGCCAAGGUUGUGGUUUAUUUUUGCAGGUAUUUAAAAAUCCGAUACCCAAUAGAAGUGAUUGAACGAUUAGUGAUCGUGACGAUGGGGAUAGAUAGAGAGAUACAACGGUGAUAGCUAAGCUAAGCUAAGCUAGCAGAGGAUAUGCUUAAUAGGUUAAGCACGCGUUGCUUUUGCACCAUUGCUCCACGCCCUUGGCUUUUUGUGGGGUUGGGCAACCCUGGCGACAAGUACAAAGGAACCAGGCACAAUGUUGGCUUUGACAUGAUUGAUGCAUUUGCUGAGUCGCAGGGGAUUCCUAUGGACACUGUCCAUUCCAAAGCCAUUUUUGGUAAAGGUUUUGUUGGCGAAGUUCCUGUUUUCCUUGCAAAGCCUCAAACUUACAUGAAUCUGAGUGGGGAAUCGACAGGACCGCUGGCUGCUUAUUACAAGCUACCUCUUACUCAGGUGCUUGUGUUCCAUGAUGACAUGAACUUGCCAUGUGGGGUGCUUCGUCUUCACGACAAAGGGGGUCAUGGUAGCCACAAAGGGCUAAAGAGUGUGAUCUAUCACUUCAGAGGAAAUAGAGAAUUUCCUAGGCUGAGAAUUGGGAUUGGGAGUCCUCCUGGGCAAAUGGAUCCUAAAGCAUUUUUGCUUCAAAAGUUUAAUGUAACUGCUAGACAACGAAUUGAUGAGGCUUUGCAAGAGGGGGUUGAUGUCUUGAAGUUCCUUCUAACUAAAGGUUUGGUUGAGAGUGCAAAAAGAUUCAACAAAGAACAAAAGUAUAAGCACUUGAGAGUGCAGAAUUUACCAGUUUGAUAGGAUUCUAUGAUGGCAAGUUGCAUUAUAGAUAUGAUUAGUUCAUCGCUUUUUAGGUUGCAAUUUAUUGUCUGAGCAUGUUAUGCAUGUGUAAACUUAGCUAUAGGAAAUUGGCUGAAUUUUGUAAACGUUCCAUAUAUAUACACAGCUUUUAAAAUGAUUUUUGGCCAACUUUUUUCAA
Cajanus cajan (pigeon pea) is the source of this 1187-nucleotide messenger RNA. Its product is annotated as peptidyl-tRNA hydrolase, mitochondrial. Gene Ontology annotation, molecular function: peptidyl-tRNA hydrolase activity. The record is from RefSeq and is a predicted model, not a curated record. NCBI's taxonomy places the organism in Eukaryota, Viridiplantae, Streptophyta, Magnoliopsida, Fabales, Fabaceae.